ACAAGAUACAAAAUGGUUGCAAGGAAAAACAAAAACAAAAGCCCUGUUGUUGUGCCAAGUGGUAGAAUUACAAGGAGCCAAGAUGUUCUGUUAGAUGAAUCUGAAAAGGGAGGUCAGAAGAAGGAUGUUGAACCUGCUGAAGAAACCGCAAAAAUAGGUCAGAAGAGAAGAAUGUCUACAAGGACUUCUCCUAUUCAAAAGGAAGCUGAUGCACCAUCUCCAGCACCUACUCCAAUUAGAAAAAUGGCAGGAGCUCCUGCUGAAUAUCUUCCAGCACCUACUCCAACCACAAAAUAUCCAGGUGCUUCUGCUAAAAAAGUUGUACAAGACCAAGGCAAAAAGGGUAGACGUUCAAUCUUAAUGUAUAGAAUGAUCAUUUAUGAUGAAAAGCAGAUGUCAGUCCUGCCAAGAAAAAUGCUGGAAAGAGAAAAAAAAAUACAAGAAGUACCAUCAAAUGAACCAUCUCAAGAUCCUACUGAUGAAUAUUCUACUGACAGUGAUGAUGAUAGUGAAGAGUCAGUUUACAGAGCAGAAGCAGAGCCUGUCAGUGAGGAUGAUGAUGAGGUGGAGGAUGAGGAGGAAGAGGAGGAAGUAAAGCCAAAGAAGAAAUAG
Chenopodium quinoa (quinoa) is the source of this 612-nucleotide messenger RNA. RefSeq names its product nucleolin-like. NCBI's taxonomy places the organism in Eukaryota, Viridiplantae, Streptophyta, Magnoliopsida, Caryophyllales, Amaranthaceae. The coding region runs from base 13 to 612 and encodes 199 amino acids. The record is from RefSeq and is a predicted model, not a curated record. The transcript has 4 exons.